AUAGGCAGUAUCCUGCUCUCAAUGAACCCAUACAAGAUGCUGAAUAUGUAUGGGACAGACCAUGUGCUCAAGUAUGAGGGGAAGACCCUAGGAGAGAAUCCACCACACCUUUUUGCUAUUGCGAAUGUUGCGUACACCAAACUCAUGGAUGCCAAAAACAACCAGUGUAUUAUCAUCAGUGGGGAAAGUGGUUCUGGCAAAACAGAAGCCACAAAGCUGGUUUUGAGAUACCUGGUAGCAGUAAACCAGAGGCGAGGUGUAACCAAUAAGAUAGAGAUUCUAGAAGCCACCCCUCUACUGGAAGCUUUCGGAAAUGCCAAAACCGUCCGGAACGAUAACUCCAGCAGAUUCGGGAAAUUCAUAGAGAUCUAUCUUGAGGAGGGAGUGAUUUGUGGUGCCAUAACUUCACAGUACCUGCUUGAAAAGUCCAGAAUCGUAUUUCAGGCCAAAAACGAGAGGAAUUAUCACAUAUUUUACGAAAUGCUGGCUGGACUCCCCUCUCAGCAGAAGCAGAUGUUUUACCUACAGGAUGCCGAGACGUAUUACUACCUGAAUCAGGGCGGCAACUGUGACAUUCCCGCAAAGAGCGACGCGGAUGAUUUUCGGAGACUCCUCAAUGCCAUGGAAUCUCUCAGCUUCACUGGGGAGGACCAGGACAGCAUCUUCCGAAUCCUUUCUUCCAUCUUGCACCUGGGCAAUGUCUACUUUGAGAAAUACGAGACAGAGUCCCAAGAGAUUGCAUCGGUGGUGAGUGCGAGUGAGAUCCGUGUGGUGUCUGAGCUGCUGCAAAUCUCCCCUGAGGGGCUCCAGAAAGCCAUCACCUACAAAGUGACUGAAACCAUGAGAGAGAAAAUCUUAACUCCGCUGACGGUGGACAGUGCUGUUGAUUCCAGAGAUGCUAUUGCCAAGAUUUUAUACUCGCUGUUGUUCAGCUGGCUCACAGAUAGGAUCAACAAGCUGGUGUAUCCCAAGCAGGAUGCAUUAUCCAUUGCUAUACUAGAUAUAUACGGGUUUGAGGAUCUCAGUUUUAAUAGCUUUGAGCAGCUGUGCAUUAAUUAUGCAAAUGAAUACCUGCAAUUCUUCUUCAACAAGAUUAUAUUCAAGGAGGAACAGGAGGAGUACAUACGUGAGCAGAUCGACUGGAGGGAAAUUUCUUUCAAUGACAAUCAAGCCUGUAUAGACAUUAUUUCCCAGAAGCCCCAUGGAAUUCUCAGGAUACUGGAUGAUCAAAGCUGCUUUCCACAGGCCACAGAUCACACUUUUCUACAGAAGUGCCAUUACCACCACGGCACCAAUGAUUUGUACUGUAAGCCAAAGAUGCCUUUACCUGAGUUUGGAAUCAAGCACUUUGCUGGAAAAGUAACUUACCAGGUUCACAAGUUUUUGGACAAAAAUUAUGACCAGGUUAGACAAGAUGUCCUGGAUCUUUUUGUCAACAGCAGAAUUAAGGUGGUUGCCAACUUGUUCUUUAGCCAUGCCCAGGUACUGGCCCAGCAGAAAACCAUGAUGGGGAAGAGCAACACAGUCACCCGGAAGUACAAGGCCUCCACCGUGGCUGCGAAGUUCCAACAAUCCCUCCUAGAGCUUGUGGAAAAGAUGGAGAGGUGUAACCCAUUUUUUGUGAGAUGUAUCAAACCCAACAGCAGGAAGGAACCAAAUCUGUUUGAACCAGACAUUGUUACCAGUCAGCUCAAGUACUCUGGCAUUUUAGAGACCAUUCGAAUUCGUAAGGAGGGUUUUCCUGUGCGGAUACCUUUCUCCUUUUUUCUGAGCAGGUACCGUUGUGUCAUGGAUCUUGGGCCGAAUGUCCGUGUAGAUGGACAGAUAUGUGUCACUGUUCUAAAGAAGCUCUGCCCAUCGGCUACUCCCUCCAUGUACUGCAUUGGUGUGAGCAAGCUGUUCAUUAAGGAGAAUGUCUACCAGCUGCUGGAGAGCAAACGGGAUCAGCUCAUGAACAGAGCGGCAGUCACUCUACAGCGCUACAGUCGUGGUUACCUGACCCGAAAACGCUUCUACACCCUGAGAUACAGGAUCAUCCAGCUACAGGCUCUUGCCCGGGGUUAUUUGGCAAGGAGGAAAUUUUACAACUGGAGGAAGAUAAUGAUGAAGUUUAGGGCAGUGGUCCGCAUUUAUGUGAACCGGAGGAAGUACCUGAGGAUGAAGGCAGAGGCUCGCAGGAUAGCGGAAGAAGAACGCAAGAAAGCGGAGCAGGAGCUCACUAAGAGAGAAGUGGUGAAUGUGACCCACCUGGAACUCCCGGCAGAACUGGCAGGGCUACUGCGCUCUACAGCUACGAAAUACCUCACAUUGGACUUUGUCCUGCCCGUUCAAAGCCCCCGGGUAGAGGCUGAUACCCAACUAACCCUGCCCCUGGACAUCAACAACUACCUUAUGUUUAAAUAUGUGCGGGUUUUCUUUAAGGAGCCAUUAUUUGGGAUGCUAACAGUGCCACUUGGGUCCUCUCUGCUUCCAGUGGAGGAUGAUCUGCGACAGUAUGCUAUCUCUUCAUUUAAACUGAUAUUGAGGUUCAUGGGUGAUCCCUUUCUCGGAGGAACCCAGGAGAUAUUGUUCGGGAAUUACAUAGUCCAGAAAGGCCUCUCAAAUAUUGGGUUAAGGGACGAGAUCCUGGCUCAGAUCGCCAAUCAAGUGUGGAGAAACACCAACCCAAACAAUGAAGAGCGUGGCUGGUACCUUCUGGCCUGUUGUCUAAGCACCUUCGCUCCAUCCACAAACCUGGACAAGUAUCUUCUCAAGUAUGUUUCUGAUUAUGCGUACAAUGGAUAUAAACCUGUCUGCCAGCAUAAACUCAUCCAGGCAAUACAGAAGUCCCAGCAAGGCUCUGAAACAGCCAGGAAUUUCCCUCCAAGCCUAUUGGAGUGGACAGCCAGCCGGGAGCGAGCAAAUAUGGCAAUGGACGUCCAUUGCUUUGACAGUGUGAAAAUCUCUUGUCCUAUUCAUUCUUGGACUGAUGGAGAGGAGAUAGCUGGUGACGUACUCAGGCACAGGGGUGUGACUGAAGGCUACAGGGGUUGGUCAGUGUCCCUAAAAGAAGGAGGACAAUGGACCGAACUCGCUGGCCAAGAUUAUGUCUUGGAUUUAAUCUGUAAUAUGGAACUGCCAAAAGGGUUCCCCAAACAGAAGUCUUAUUUCAUCACAGCGUCAGAAGCCCAUGAGAACAGCAGCCACCCCAGUGCAGUAUUUGGGAACAGAGGAGAAGCUGGGGAAACAGUUCCACCACCACCUACAACAAAGGCUCCCUCUUUACCACGUCAAGAUUCUGAAGGUUAUCACAACAAUGCAGAUUCGGACUCUGUCAGUGAACCUCAGUCCCAGAAGGGAAUGGAUCACUACCUCGACAGUCUGUUUGAUCCUGUUUUAUCCUAUGGCAAUGGGGAUCUGGAGAAGUUAACUGCAAUGUCCCAAAAGAUGAAGGGCGGUGGAGGGGUGGGAGGAAGAGAUGGACGUGAGGUCCCCAGAGACUCCAACUUUUCUGGUGAUGAGGCACAAAGUGCAGGUUUGGACCAGAGUAUGUAUGCCCAACAGCAAGCCUACAUCAACCAGCAAGCCAUGUUGUUGGCCCAGCAGAUGACUAUGCAGGCCAUGGCUAUUCAGCAACAGAUGGUGAACAAUCCUUCUGCUGAAAUUUCAAUGACCAACAGCUCCGGACCCAGCAUGACAGCCCAGCCUACCCACUCAAAUUCACAACGAGUAACCCCAACAGUAGCACCUAUGCCCAGAACUGGGUCUCCAUUCCAGAAAAAAGUUGUUAAUGGGACUCCAAGUAGGAUACAGAUAUCAACCGCCAGAGAGAGCUCCCAACGUAGACCUGGUCCAUCCAACCCCCACCACCCAGAAGACCUUAUACAACAAUCUGCAAUUAAUUCUGAGCACUUUUCAGAGCCAAGCCACAACAUUAAGGACAUAAUUAAUCGUUAUAAGCAGCCCGGUGCCACCAGGCAACCAGCGCCUGUUGUAAGGAAGCCACCAGCAAAAAUUUUCGGGAGAAAAAUAGAUCCGCACGAAGAGGCCCUAAGUAUCUUGAAGGGGCAGAUGCCGUCCAAACCACUCACUGGACCAACACCAGUAUCCAAUAUGUCCUAUGUGCCCAAGGCGCCUAGAGACACUGUGGCCUUAGUAAAGCCUGUUCCUAGCAUCAAGACAAAGACACCUGUAGCCCAACCACCAGUAAGCCAUGUCAGACCAACUCCUGCACCUACAGUCACUGUGAACCGGGAACUGUCUGAGGAACAGGAGAACAUCCAGACCCAACUGCAUCGCCAGUAUAGUGAAGAGUACUACACAUACACUAAUGUUCCAUGGCGGAUAUAUAUCAGGAAGGAGGUAUUUUACCCUAGAGACAGUUUUAACAACCCCCUGACUCUUGAUCUUAUCUUCAAGCAGAUAAUCAAUGACACCCUCACAGAGAACUGCAUCAGGAUGUCCAAGGAAGAGAGGCAAAAGAUGAGGUCCCUGCUAGCUGAUUUCAGGCUGGACUCCAUCAAUGCCAUUGCUGAUGAAAGUUUGAAAAAAAAGAUUGUCACGGUUGCCAGGGAGGAGCUGGAGGUAUACUUCUCACGCCUUUUCCCAGCUGCGGGAAGCGUGGGCACAGGUGUUCAGUUCCUCGGAGUGUCGCAUGUUGGGAUAAAACUGCUGAAGUUGCUGAAGAGCGGUGGUCCCACCCCUGAGCAGCUCAGAGUGUUAAGAAGCUACAGUUACACGGACAUCAUGUUCGUCACUGUCCUCUCCAAGAACAUGCUGGAGUUCAACCUGACCAAUGAGAAGCUCAUCCUGUUUUCAUCGCGCUCAAGUCAGGUGAAGACCAUGAUAGACUGCUUCCUGAUGGAACUGAAGAAGGAUUCAAACUAUGUUGUUGCAGUGCAAAAUUAUGUGACGGAAGAUAAGUCUUUUCUGAGUUUCCAUAAAGGAGACGUUAUCCGCCUGCAGCCACUAGAUGGACUUAAGAAAGGUCAAAACUAUGGCUGUGUUGUAAGAAAGAAGGUGAUGUAUUUGGAAGAACUUAAACGUGGCACUCAGGACUUUGGAUGGAAGUUCGGUGCCAUACAUAGCCGCGCAGGCCUCUUCCCAGCAGAGUGUGUGCAACCAGUGGCAGCUCCAGACUUUGUCAAUCUCCCAGCAGAUAGGAAGGAAGAGCCACGAAACAGGCAGAGCAGGGCUGCAGCAUCUGCAGCGGUGGCCGUUGCGGUCGCAUCUACGGCUGUUGCUCAUGAAUUCGACAGAAAGAUGGAUGGUUCUCCUACCCCCAGCGAAUACGCAGAGAGUUUGGACGAAUACAUAGACCCCAACACGUCAGAGAUUAUGCUUCAGGGAAGUCCAUACAACAUGAUGGAAUUUGCCCAGAAGUACUUUAGAGAGGGUCAAAGGCUGGCCACACAAUCACAAGAUGAUAAGUCUCAGAAGAUGUCAGGUGACUCUAUUAAACAGAGUUCAAAGAAGACCAAAGAGACCAAAGAUCCAGAGGAAAUGCUGAAAUUCACUAAGACUCCCAUUCAGGAAUCACUCAUUGAAUUCAGUGACGGAAGCAUGAACAGAAUCGCAGCUGAGGUCUUCUCAGGCAUCAUGAAGUUCAUGGGAGAUCUGCCUCUGAAAGGACAGUCUGAAUUGGAUGCCGUCUGUUCUAUCCUAAGGCUCUGUGGGGAACAUGAAGUCAUGAAGGAUGAAGGCUACUGCCAGAUUAUGAAGCAGAUCACGGACAACACCAGCGGCAACACGGACAGCUGCCAGAAAGGGUGGAGGAUUCUCUUCAUCCUUACGGCCUACUAUAAGUGCUCAGAAGUGCUGAAACCAUACCUCUUCAAGUUCCUCCAGGAUACCUGCAGGAGCCCUGGGUUGCACUACCAAGGAAUCGCCAAGGCAUGCGAGCAGAAUCUGCGCAAGACCUUUCAGUACGGAGGGCGCACCGAAUAUCCGAGUGCCAUAGAGCUAAAAGCCAUGGUGGCUGGAAGAAGCUCCAAGCGACAGUUGUUCCUUCUGCCCGGAGGAAUAGAGAGACACCUGAAGAUCAAAACAUGUUCGGUGGCCUUUGAUGUGAUCGAGGAGAUCUGUAUGGAAAUGGGGGUGCACAAGGAGGAAGCCUUCCAGGAAUACGCCAUAUUUGCCGUUACGAACAGGGGGCAGAACGUGAGGCCACUGAACAGAAAGGAAUAUAUCCUGGACGUGUCUGCAGAGAUGGAACAGACCGACAGCAACUACAUGUUCUGGUUCAGGCGCAUUAUCUGGGCGCAGCAGAUGAAAUUCGAGAAUGAGCUGUAUGUGACAAUGCACUAUAACCAGGUGCUCCCAGAUUACCUGAAGGGGUUAUUCAAUGUUGUGGCUCACAUGAAGCCCACCGAGCAGCAGUUCCAACAGAUCUCAAGGCUAGCGGCCCUGCAACACCGGGCUAAAGACAGCGUCUACCUACCCACUGCCCGGGAAGUUCAAGACUACAUCCCCAGCCAGUUCUACAAGGCCCUGAAGCCCCAGUCUUGGCUUAAUAUGGUCAUGCAGCACAUGCAGCAAAUCCAACCUCUCAGCCCCCACCAAGGACGUUCUCAGUUUUUAGGCCUAGUGAGCGCUUUCCCCAUGUUUGGCUCGUCCUUCUUCUACAUCCAGAGCUGCAGCAACAACACCAUCAUCGCCCCCUGCAUCUUGGCCGUCAAUCAGAAUGGACUGAACUUCCUCAACAAGGAAACGCACGAUCUGGUUGUGACAUUCCCACUAAACAACAUCCAGAGCACUAGGACCCAGCGGCCUGCCUCAGGGUUCAGCUACCCGUAUGUUGACAUCAUGCUGGGUGAUGUGACGUCACAGAGAGUUACGCAGCUCCAGCUGGAGCAGGGCCUGGAGCUGUGCAGGGUGGUCGCUACACACAUGGAGAAUCUCCUUCAGAGCCGAGAUAAACGCCUCACCCUCCCACCCAGCGAGAUCACCCUGCUCUGAGCAAUGGUACAACCUGCUGGUCACCAGCCCUACCCUACUGGACACCCACACUCCCCUGGGUCUAGUCUGAGAAAAGUGCCCACUGCUCAGGAUUCAAUGCAGCUAUGGAAAAUGGAUUAUUCUAUCCCCAACAUAAACAAACUUUUUAAAGGAAAACAAUAACCCUUUUUUUCAAGGGUAUUAACCCCUUUUACUGUAUAGAAGGAGCUUCCUAACAAAGGGGAGGGGGUAGUUUAUACAGAGGGCUUCCUCUAUAUAAUUGCUGAACAUCAGUCAUUUCUCUUAUGGUAUUUCUCUGUACAGACUAUGAGCAAACUUAGGUGGCUGUUCCUGCAGAAUUGUGCUUAGUACAAGGGAAUACCAAUGCUGCCAUAG
Molecule: messenger RNA, 7311 nt
Organism: Xenopus laevis (African clawed frog)
Lineage: Eukaryota; Metazoa; Chordata; Amphibia; Anura; Pipidae
Gene: myo15a.L
Product: myosin 15a L homeolog
Exons: 62
Coding region: 22-6936 (2304 amino acids)
Source: RefSeq, a predicted model, not a curated record